AUGAAUCAGCUCUAUACAGUGCUCCAGGAAUUUACCUGGCAAAGAUUCUACCAUUCACAAUACAUCACAUCCCACGUGUAUUGCGUUGCAGAACACCCGGUUGUUGUUGAACAAGCAAAGUCACACCCGGAGCCUUUGACACAAGCUAUAGAGCAGAUCCGCGCCGUUCGGGUGCUACAAUCCUCCUCCUCGCUACCACUAGGGCCGCUGCCGCCUCCACCGCUAGACCCUCCACCACCGUUGAUUGAAUUGCUUCACCCAGGCGGGCACAGCGGGAAAUUUGGUAUGCAGAAUGGCUUACAGGAGUGA
Messenger RNA from Penicillium coprophilum, 309 nucleotides. RefSeq lists its product as uncharacterized. The record is from RefSeq and is a predicted model, not a curated record. The coding region runs from base 1 to 309 and encodes 102 amino acids. The transcript has 2 exons. NCBI's taxonomy places the organism in Eukaryota, Fungi, Ascomycota, Eurotiomycetes, Eurotiales, Aspergillaceae.